AUGUUUGGUGUGCGGCGAGGGUAUCGAGAAGGCGCUGUUUCCCUAGAAGUGGCAACCAAGGUGGAUGGCCAGGCAAAACAAUGGCGCGCAGCAGUGCAGCUUCUCCGCGAACGAAUCCAAUCAGGUACGGAGCUCUCCCCAGGUCACUACAUGGCGGCUGUCAGCGCAUGCAGAAGAGGCGGGCAAUGGCGACUGGCACUGUCGCUGCUCAGCGAGAUGUGGGAGUCGAAUAUGGAGCCCGACAUCAUCAGCUGUAGCGCUGGGAUUAGCGCGUGCGAGAAGGGCGGGCAGUGGCAGCGGGCCUUGGCAAUGCUAAACGAGAUGCGGGAGGCGGAGCUAGAUCCCAACGUCAUCCAUACCUCAGCUACAACGCUGGGAUCAGUGCGUGCGAGAAGGGCGACCAGUGGCAACGUGCUUUGGCGCUGCUCAGCGAGAUGUGGGAGGCGAAGCUGGAGCCCGACUUGCAGUCAGCUACAGCGCUGGGGUCAGCGCGUGCGAGAAAGGCGAGCAGUGGGGGCGAGCUCUGGCGCUGCUGAUCGAGAUGCGGGAGGCGAAGCUGGAACCCAACGUCACCUUCAGCUACAACGCUGGGAUCAGCGCGUGCGAGAAAGGCGAGCAGUGGCAGCGCGCUCUGUCGCUGCUCAGCGAGAUGCGGGAGGCGGAGCUGGAAACCGAUUCAGUUACAGCGCUGGAAUCAGCGCGUGCGAGAAAGGCGACCAGUGGCAGUGUGUUUUAGCGCUGCUCAGCGAAAUGCGAGAGACAAAGCUGCAGCCCGACGCAAUGAGCUUCAGCGCUGGGAUCAGCGCCUGCGGGAAAGGUGAGCAGUGGCAGCGUGCUCUGGCACUGCUCAACGGGAUGCGGAAGGCGAAGGUGGGGCCCCACUCGGAUACAACGCUGGCAUCAGCGCAUACGCGACUGGCAAGCAGUGGCAGCGGGCUUUGGCGCUGCUCUGCGAGACGCGGGAGGCGAAGCUGGAACCCGACACCAUCAGCUACAGCGCUGGGAUCAGCGCGUGCGAGAAGGGCCAACAAUGGCAGCGGGCGCUGGCGCUGCUCAGCGAGAUGCGGGAGGCGAAGGUGGAUCCCAACGUCAUCAGCUACAACGCUGUGGUCGGUGCGUGCGGGAGCUGCGAGCAGUGGCUGCGGGCUUUAG
Molecule: messenger RNA, 1152 nt
Organism: Prorocentrum cordatum
Lineage: Eukaryota; Dinophyceae; Prorocentrales; Prorocentraceae
Source: the annotation of a GenBank genome assembly